AUGUCAUACUAUCCGGGAGGUUCAAACCAAGGAGGCUCGGACCAAGGAGGUUAUCCUCCUCAAAUGCCAACAGCUACGACAGAAUAUACAGCAGCUGAAUACGCUACCUCCUACCCUCCCACUCAGUCAUCUUAUCCGCCACCUCAACCUUCCGCUUAUCCACCUACUCAUGGCACGGAAUCAUCGUUUUUAAACACGGAUCCCGCAUCAGAACCUCUCCUAACUACUCAAACAUCAAAGCCAUCGGUCGCCUUUGCUGACGACCCCCAACCACAGCGACAUUAUGGUGAAGCUCCGCGUGUACAACCAAGACGAUACAAGACUACCAAGAGGAAAAUUCAAUUGACUGCGGGUAAUUUGGUUUUAGAUCAACCAAUAGCAUCCGAUUUAUUGAAAAUAUGCCCCAGGCAAAAGGAAGAAGAAUUCACGCAUCUAAGAUAUACGGGUGCUACUUGUGAUCCAAACGACUUUGGGAAGGAGAAUUAUAAGCUCAGGCAGCAGUUGUACGAUAGACGAACGGAAUUGUUCAUCGUGCUAACCAUGUACAAUGAAGACGAAGUUCUCUUUGCCCGCACGUUCCAUGGCGUAGUCAAAAACGUUGCCCAUCUCUGUACCCGAGAUAGGUCACGUAUGUGGGGCAAAGACGGUUGGAAAAAAGUCGUGGUUUGCAUCGUAUCCGACGGUCGUACGAAGAUCAACAAACGUACGCUUGCAUAUUUGGCUGCUGUCGGAGUAUACCAGGAGGGGAUUGCUAAGAAUGCCGUAAACGGACGCGAAGUCACUGCCCAUAUCUACGAAUAUACUACCCAGAUCUCGAUCGAUUCCGACAUGAAUAUCCGAGGUUUUGAUAAGGGAAUAGUACCAGUGCAAGUAUUGUUCUGUUUGAAGGAAAAGAAUGCAAAAAAGAUCAAUAGUCACAGAUGGUUUUUCAACGCUUUUGGGCAAGUGUUGAAUCCGAACGUUUGUGUACUUUUGGACGUGGGAACCAAGCCAGGAAGUACCAGCAUCUAUCAUCUGUGGAAGGCAUUUGAUAUUAAUUCCCACAUAGCAGGAGCGUGUGGAGAAAUUGUUGCUUUGACAGAAGGUUUAAAUCUGCUUAACCCUCUUGUUGCAACACAAAAUUUUGAAUACAAAAUGUCUAAUAUUCUCGAUAAACCGCUUGAAUCUGUCUUUGGCUACAUCACUGUGCUUCCUGGUGCUUUCUCUGCUUAUCGAUACAUUGCCCUGCAGAACGAUAAGAACGGAAACGGUCCACUCAAGCAGUAUUUCCUGGGUGAGAAGCAACAUGGCGGAGAUGCAGAUAUAUUCACGGCCAACAUGUACUUGGCUGAAGACAGAAUUCUGUGUUUCGAAUUGGUGGCCAAGAGGGAAGCCUCGUGGUUGUUGCAUUACGUGAAGAGUUCUUACGCUGUAACUGACGUGCCCGAUCAAGUGCCGGAAUUGAUUAGCCAGAGAAGGAGGUGGCUGAAUGGAAGUUUCUUUGCGGGCGUUUAUGCUAUUGCAAGCACGCUUGCCAUUUUCAGGAGCGAUCAUACGUCCAUUAGAAAAUUUUUGUUGUGCGUUGAAAUGGUUUAUCAAGCAUUCAACUUGAUCUUUUCUUGGUUCGGUUUGGGUAAUUUUUACUUGACAUUCUACAUCUUGGGCAAUUCUCUAACGGAUCCUCAGACAGCUCAAGGAUUGUGGGAUCCAUCGGUUGGCGACGUGAUAUUCACGAUUCUAAGAUGGCUUUACAUAUCACUUCUUAUUGCAUCCUUCGUCCUGGCUUUGGGCAACAGACCUCAAGGUUUCAAAUGGGCUUAUAUAACUGCCAUGGUGUUCUUUGCUUUCCUCAUGGCAUACAUGAUGUUUGCUGCGGUCUGGAUCACAGUCAAGGCCGUUAAUGCCGCGAAAAACGAAACCUUUGGCGAACUUACUGGUGCCAACGUUUCAACUGCAAAUGCAAUACUGGGUAAUCCAACAUUCCGUAACGUCAUCCUUUCACUUUCGUCUACAUAUGGUUUGUGGCUCAUUGCCAGUUUCCUGUUCUUCGAGCCAUGGCACAUGUUUACUUGUUUGGCACAAUACUUGUUAAUGGUGCCAUUCUAUGUGAACAUUCUCAACGUUUAUGCUUUCUGUAAUACGCACGAUGUCAGUUGGGGAACAAAAGGUGACACCGCCCCUCCUAAACAUGAUUUGGGGACUGCACAAGCAGCUCCAGGUAAAGGCACGGUAGAAAUAGAGGUCGCUGAAGAGAAGGAUCUGAACGUCCUCUAUCAAGAGGCGGUCGAUACGAUCAAGACAAAAGUCGCAGAAGAACCCAAACACAGAAGUGCCUCUGAAAAACAAGAAGACUAUUAUAAAAAUUUCCGUACUCGUGUAGUAUUGGCCUGGAUAGUCACCAACGGCGCUUUAGUUGGUAUUCUUACAAGUACUAGUGAAACGCUCUCCAAAAUUCUAACGGAAGAACAGAGGAGCAAUAUUUACAUGGCUAUUAUACUUUGGAGCGUAGCUGCACUAGCCUUUUUCAGAUUCAUUGGAUCGAUGUUGUAUCUUCUCUUCAGAUUAUUCACUGGUAAUUAG
Molecule: messenger RNA, 2559 nt
Organism: Paraglomus brasilianum
Lineage: Eukaryota; Fungi; Glomeromycota; Glomeromycetes; Paraglomerales; Paraglomeraceae
Source: the annotation of a GenBank genome assembly